GCGGAGGAGAACGCGAGAUUCAAAGAACUAUGUUAGAACUCCUCAAUCAGCUUGAUGGUUUCGAUAGCAGAGGAGAUGUUAAGGUUGUAAUGGCUACAAAUAGAAUCGAAACGCUAAAUCCAGCAUUAAUCAGACCAGGUCGUAUUGAUAGAAAAAUAGAAUUCCCAUUACCCGAUGAGAAAACAAAACGAAGAAUUUUCAGUAUCCAUACCAGCAGGAUGACUUUAGCACCUGAUGUGAAUUUAGCAGAAUUGAUUAUGGCUAAAGAUGAUCUUUCAGGUGCAGAUAUAAAG
Dufourea novaeangliae is the source of this 293-nucleotide messenger RNA. RefSeq names its product 26S protease regulatory subunit 4-like. Gene Ontology annotation, cellular component: proteasome regulatory particle, base subcomplex. The transcript has 2 exons. Gene Ontology annotation, biological process: proteasome-mediated ubiquitin-dependent protein catabolic process. Lineage: Eukaryota; Metazoa; Arthropoda; Insecta; Hymenoptera; Halictidae. The annotation marks the transcript as partial. The record is from RefSeq and is a predicted model, not a curated record. Gene Ontology annotation, molecular function: ATP binding; proteasome-activating activity; ATP hydrolysis activity.